AUGCACCUGACGGAUCUGAACAUCCCGGAUCUUCUUCUCAGCAUCUGGCGGGGCGUCAUCAAGGGGAGUGUCGCCGAUCCCAAGGAGUAUCCGUGGGCAGUCCUACAAGGCGACGUCUGGACAGCCCACGGUCAGCAGGUGCAGCAGGCGGCUACUUACCUUCCCGGCUUCUUCGAUCGCUCGCCACGGAACAUCGCUGAGAAGAUCUCGAGCGGAUACAAGGCGGCCGAAUUUCACACGUACCUAUGGAACUACGCCCCGGCCAUGCUUCGCCACCUCCUCCCACCUCUUUGCUGGCAGCAUCUCUGCAAAACGGCUAAGAGCGUCCAGAUCCUCCAUCACGAGAACAUCCUCCUCGCCGAGCUCAUCAAAGCGAAGAAGCUGCUCCAGGAGGCUACGCGCGAGUGCGAAGAGGUGUACGUCGAGCGCGACAUCGACCGCAUGCACUUUGUCCGGCCUUGUCUCCACACACUUUGGCACGCCCCCGACGAGAUCUUCCGACGUGGCUCUCUCAUUUGCUGUACCCAGCAUGCCAUGGAACGACUUAUCGGCAACCUCGGCGGUGAGAUCAAACAGCCCUCCAACCCGUAUCACAACCUCUCGGAGCGCGCGGUUCUGCGUUGCCAGACCAACGCCCUCAAAGCCAUGAUUCCGGAGCUGGAUAGAGUUGCGACUAAGGCGAAGACCCUUCCACGCGGGGCGGAGGACCUUGGGAACGGCUUCAUUCUGCUGCGCGCCCUGGACAGCUGCCCCCGUGCUGUGUCGGAGCUCGAGGCCCGCGCUUUCCACCGGUACUUCCUCGCCGCCUACCCGACCUUCGUAUCUGAAAUCAACCGCAAUGACUUCACGUUCAAGGCACACCGAUGGGCGCGUCUCCGCCUCCCGAACGGCCUCGUUGCGCGCUCCGCCUGGAAGGAGUGCAACAAGCCUCUGUCCAAACUCCGGCUUGCUCGAUGUGUCAAGUUCGUCAACAGUAACGGGGACUCCGAAGUGGGGGAAGUGCGCUACUUCUGCCAGGCUGGUCCCGAUCGUCGCGCGGUCGCGAUGGUCUCCGUCUUCGGUGCGCGCGACGCGCAGCUGUACAAAGACUCAUACGAAACUAUCGAGCUGAUGGAAUAUCGAGGCGAGGCAGACAUGCGUGUUGUCGAGGUCAAGGAUAUCAAGACGGUGGUGGGAAUGAUCCCGGACGUGAUGCCGGCAGAGUCGACGUAUGGUACGGACUACAAGCACCUACAUGAGGGCUGCAAAUACUUUGUUGUAGAGAAGCUGGGCUUGCAGGUAGGGGUACUAGUAGGG
This is a messenger RNA of Trametes versicolor FP-101664 SS1, 1296 nucleotides long. RefSeq lists its product as uncharacterized. The record is from RefSeq and is a predicted model, not a curated record. The transcript is spliced from 2 exons. NCBI's taxonomy places the organism in Eukaryota, Fungi, Basidiomycota, Agaricomycetes, Polyporales, Polyporaceae. The annotation marks the transcript as partial.